AUGAGCGAAGCACUCGAACAAUGGAAAGGUAAACCGGAAGAACAGCAACUGCUUUUAAUGAAUGCGCAGUUGCACGUUUCAAAAGGCGACGUUGAUGGAGCGUUGGCAAUCCUCAAUACGGUUCAACCAGGUCAACCGAAUUAUUACGCGGCUCGAAUAAAAAUGGCCGAAAUUUAUUUGGAAGAAAAACGGGACAAGAUGAUGUUUACGGUUUGCUACAAGGAACUGUUGAAAAGCACUCCAACAGCAGCCACUUACGCCUUGCUUGGUGACGCUUAUAUGAGUGUUCAGGAGCCCGACCGAGCCAUUGAGGUGUAUGAGAUGGCGCUGAAAAUGCAAAGUAAGGACAUGGCGUUGACAGAGAAAAUCGGUGAAGCCUACGUCCUGUGCCAUCUUUACUCAAAGGCAGUAAAUUUCUACGAAUCGGUGAUGAAUUCGACGAAAGAUAAGCGAAUGCGUCUGAAACUUGCCGAUCUCCUGCAUCGACUUGGCAAUACCGAGAAAUGCAUGCGAAUUCUAAGGCAACCGCUUGAUGAAGAACCCAAUCCAACA
This is a messenger RNA of Cooperia oncophora, 552 nucleotides long. NCBI's taxonomy places the organism in Eukaryota, Metazoa, Nematoda, Chromadorea, Rhabditida, Trichostrongylidae. The record is from the annotation of a GenBank genome assembly.